Molecule: messenger RNA, 5585 nt
Organism: Centrocercus urophasianus (Greater sage-grouse)
Lineage: Eukaryota; Metazoa; Chordata; Aves; Galliformes; Phasianidae
Gene: TFEC
Product: transcription factor EC
Exons: 8
Coding region: 41-1366 (441 amino acids)
Biological process (GO): regulation of transcription by RNA polymerase II
Cellular component (GO): nucleus
Molecular function (GO): protein dimerization activity; RNA polymerase II cis-regulatory region sequence-specific DNA binding; DNA-binding transcription factor activity, RNA polymerase II-specific
Source: RefSeq, a predicted model, not a curated record
UUUCAGCUCUGCUAAUUGUGGAAAGGGAAGAAUUAAAGCAAUGCUGCAGGCACUGCCUGGACUACAGUUUCAACUCAGAGGAAGGCUACGGGAUCAAGAGUGGACAGAGAAGUAUUCUCAAGAAGAAGCCCAUGCACGUUACCCACAGUGCCACAUGCCACUCUCACAAUACCCUGGGUUCAAUGGAUUUUUGCCUAUGGGAGCACAGUUUUCAUCAGACAAAGCUCCAGCAAUCUCAGAGGUACAAACACACUUGGAAAAUCAGUCUAGAUACCAUAUCCAGCAAAGUCAGCGGCACCAGGUGAAGCAGUACUUGACCCUUGACACAAAACUGUCUAGCCAGACUCUCUCCCUGUCCCACUCCCACACAGUCCAGCCCACAGGAGUGACCUCUAUUUUAAGGAACGGACACAUGCCUCCAGUCAGUGAUAUUGGCACACCAGAGAGUCCCGUGACCAAGCUUCUGGCCCUUGGAGGAGAACAUGAAAAUGCGAUGGAAGAAGUUAUUGAAGACAUAAUCAAUAUGGAAUCAAGUUUUAAUGAUGAUGGGAUAGGUUGCUCUGAAACACCUCUUCUGAUGCAAAGAACUCUAUCUAGCAGCAUUUUGGAUAUAUAUAACAGUGACCAGGGAAUGGCACCAGCUAAUAUGAGUCUCACAACUGCUUCUUGUCCAGCUAAUCUACCAGUAAAAAGGGAACUCACAGAAGCAGAUACGCGAGCAAUGGCCAAGGAGAGACAAAAAAAGGAUAAUCACAAUCUCAUUGAGAGAAGAAGAAGGUAUAACAUUAAUUACCGAAUCAAGGAGCUUGGCACACUCAUCCCCAAGUCUAAUGAUCCUGAUAUGCGCUGGAACAAAGGAACUAUUUUAAAAGCAUCAGUGGAGUACAUCAAGUGGCUACAAAAAGAACAACAGAGAGCCAGAGAAUUAGAACACAGACAGAAGAAAUUAGAGCACGCUAACAGAAGACUUCUACUCCGAAUUCAGGAACUAGAGAUCCAGGCACGUGCGCAUGGCCUUCCAGUCAUGUCUUCACUCAGUGCAGUAGAUUUAGCUGCUCAAGUCACCAAGCAACAGUCAUAUCCAGAGGAGAACUCUGUAGACUACUCUCAUCAAAUGCCUCUGGCUCGUGGACCAAAUUCUGAUGUUUGUGAUGGAUCUACAGCCUUUUCUGAUCCACUUUCCCACUUCACCGAUUUGUCCUUCAGCGCAGCUCUAAAAGAAGAGCAACGACUAGAGGAAAUUUUAUUGGAUGACACAGUAUCACCAUUUGGAGCAGACCCUCUCUUGUCCUCCACAUCCCCAGCUGCAUCAAAAGAGAGCAGCAGGAGAAGCAGCUUUAGCACAGAUGAUGGAGACGAUUUAUAAAAGCAGAAAGGGCCUCGCGUUUCCUUGAACCACUUGCUAACAGACUGAGUUGAACAUAAGCAUGGUGUGUGUGCUUGUUCCAAAUAUGAAUAUGGAAAACCACUGUGAAGGUAACAGGCAAGGCUUAAAUCAGCAUUUACUUCACAGGAAAAGGAGAUAUACAUGGAUUCAGAUCACUUUGCCCCAGAUUCACAUCAUCUGUUCACAGCUGACAUUUGCACAAAUCUUUCUUCCCUGGAAACCUUUUUACUACUGUUCCACGACUUUUUAUAGCGGUAUGAAAAUGCUUUCCACAAAAGGAAUGUCUGUGUUACACAAAUGUGUUCAGACUCUGUCUUCAAUCUGCAUUUACAUUUAUCUGUUAUAUAUGUGCUGCUUAGUAAUUUGCUAUUUUUUUUAUAACAAUGAGAAUAUUGUGUUAAAAAUUCUACAAAACAUAAGAAACAGUAGGAGAAUAUGUAAACUGGGAACUAUAGAGUGAUACAUGUUUUAAAAUCUGAAAAAACAAAUAGAAAUUCAUUUGCACAAGUGAAGUGAGCAUGAAUUUAAAACCACAUAGAUUUCCUGUAAUGAUACAGGAGAAAAAUAGAAACUAACAUAAUCACAGAAACACAAAGAAAUUCAAACAGAAAAAGGUGAUGUUUCAGUAGAAAGUGUUUAGAAAGACUGUGGAUGUACAAGACUGAACAAAGAUAUUCCACAUUACCAUCAGCACAAUUUAAAACAAAUACUACUGGUAAAAGUGCUGUGUCAGCUGCUUAUUCCAAGAAUAAUCAAGCUGUAUCCUUCUUGAUGUGGAAGAGAUAAGAAUAUGCAACAGUGUGCUUCUGGACUGUGCUUCCAGAGCUUUUUGGGAGCACAUUAAGGUUUUUCUAAAGGGAGUCUGUCUUUUCCAUAGCUAUGCCUUUGCAUUGUUUGUGAAUAGAGAGAAUUGGCCAGGUUUCCAUUAUACACAUUGAAACAAUGGUAAUUCAAUUUCAAAUUUGCCUUUUCAAUCACUAUAGAAAAGCAAGUAAGACUUCAAAUCAAAGGAAAUAUUUGGAAGACUUGAUUUUCCUGGAGUACACUAAGUGCAGUCAUUCUAAUUGUAAUAUUAACACGCAGAAAAUAAGCUCGUACAAGUUCUUCAUUGCUCUUCCUCCACCAGCGUCAAAAGAGCAUAUUUGGGAGUUUUCUAAUAAUUCAAAAUAUAUUUCAAACGUAUGUGUUAAAUUUUGCAGUCACUGAGCCCUGCUUAAUUUCCCAGAAAAUUCGCCUGAUUAGAAACAAAGAAGAAAAUGGAAUGCUGUUUGUGUUAAUGGUAUAAAUGUAUUUGAACGUACUUUUCAAGAGCUAAUCCUUUGCUUCCUCCUAUUUCCUCUUCUGUUAUUUGUACCUGAGGUCUAAUUUAUCCAGAGCCUUAGCCCAUUCCUGACCAACCCAUGGUUAUGAAACAUUAUGGUGCGCCCAAUUUCAUGAGAGUCUGCAUGCUUAUAGGAAACUCGAGGAUAUCUGUUUGCCUCUGUAAACUAUUUUGAUGUAAGAUGAACAGAGCAGAAGUAACUUCUUGUCAAGUAUGUGUGGGUUCCCAAAAAGCCAGCACAAAACUGGUUCUGAUACACUUCUACUGUAUGAUUAAGAUUUUUUUUCAUUUUUCAUUUUUAUUUUUAUUUGUACAUGGAGGAAAGGAAUGGAAAAACAAAGUGAUACUAACCAAAAUUAAUUGACCUCCAAUAACUGGAGUGCUUCCUUAAAUGACACUCAACAAAACUUGCUUUGUCAUAGUUAUGCUAAAGACAAGCUAAGUAUUCAUUGAAAUUGGUGUUCAUAUAAAAAAUGUGAUGAAUUGGAAGUAGAAUUUGUGCCCACAUUGUGUCUAGCUUAGGAUGUGUAUUGUCCAUGUCAGCUAAUGAAAGGAAAGGAUACUUGAUUGACAUCAAAUGCCAUUUGUCCUUGUACUGCAGUUUCUGCUAUAUUGGUUUUAAAUACACCAGUGCGGAUUGCUCAUAAUGGAGAAAAAGAAAUUAAAAAUGAAUGUAUUACAUGAUUUUCCCAUUGAACUUUUACAUGGGAGGUAGACCACAGUUCUGAACUAUGUUGACUUUAAAUAACAUCUUGAGUUUUAUGACUAUUAUAAGGACUGUUCUAAAAAAGCAUUAUAGUUUUAACAAAACUUACAGUUUUAAAACAUCCAUUAAAUGUUUUAAAGUUGAUUUUCAUUCUUCUGGCAGUUGCUUCAGUCUGAAGCACCAGAUUUUUCUUUCUCUUCCAGCUUGAGAAACCUAGCAGGAGGUAGGAAAUGCUCCUUCUGCAAUUGCAUUAAGCACACUCAAGCUGUCUUCAUUCACACAGUUUCCAGCACCCUCCUCUCUGCAAAAGCUAAAUGUAUCCAUGCCUGUGGGUGUGUAUUAUGAUGAUGAUGUUUCACUACCAUUACGCUGUUUUCUAGAAGGAAGUGGUCAUUAGUGUUUUCCCUGUAUUGUACCAUCAUCCUUGAAAUGGUGAUACAGGCUACCAAAAAUGAUACACCAGGGCACCACACGCUGAAGAUAUUGAUGAGAUCUUUGUGAGGGUAACUGUAUCCCAGGUUGUUUUGAAUAAGCAUCCCCUCUCCCACUUCGAUGUGGUGAGACUGCUGUGCAGCUGGGAAGGCUGCUGGAGGGCCAAGCGGAACACAGUGCCUUCUGGCUUGCGCAGAGGAAAAGGAUUGCACGACUGCAGCAACAAUCCCUGAUGUCCCUCCUCAGGCAGAAUUUCUCUCCUGUCCAUGAGAGUUUUACUGGACUAAAAUGUGGUGUGCGCAAAACACAUUUUUAGCUCUUCCCCAAAUCAUACAGAUCCGUUUAAUGAAAUCCCAUGAAAGAGAUGCAUAAUUUGUCCAUGGCUCUGGGUCUAGAAAAGAAUUUAAAGACGUACAGAGUUUGACCUCAAGCAGGGCAGGGGGUGAGGAGAGCUGGCUAUUUUUGUCAAAAUGUAUUAAAUGAUAAAUGAUGAAUUCUUGCUUGUUUUCAGUAGCAGCUGUUCAGAGCUGGUGGACACGUUCUUACAGAAUACACAAACUAGCAGACUGAUAAUUACACAAAAGGAAAAGGGAGCUGAAAUAUUAACAUCCUGUUUAAUUCAUGAAAUGGAUAUGGAUACUAUCCUAAGAACAGAAACUUAGAUUCUUUCACUGUGCAUAGCAUAGAUGGUGUGAAAAGCUACAGCAAGUGCAAACGGUUUUAACAAACAGAAUACAGUUGUUUUAUGUAGUAAAGUAACUAAAUAUAAUUCACUCAUUUAAUCUCAAUAAGAACACUGUUACUGUAAUACCUUUUGACUUUAAUAGGGCUGUAUAUAUGAAUGGAGGAUGUAAAAUUAUUGUAAUUUAAAAUUAUGUUAAGUCUCUUAGAUAAGUAAAGGCAUUUACAUUACUAUUAUGAGACUGUAGAAUAUUUUUAUAAUAAUUGCUAUUUUUCAUUGUUAACCAUAUAGUAUCUUGUUUUCUAAGUCAAUGUAUGCAGACAGAACGUACUUUAUUACACGCUGUAUAUGCAAUCUUUUUCAAAUUGCAUUUUAUACAGGCUGGUAUUUUAUGUUUAUUAUAUGAAUACAAUUAAAGGACUGAAAUUAAAACAUCUCUUUAUAUUUCCCUUGUGAAACUUCGCUACCCAGUCCCACAAAGAAUGCCAUCACAAGACAAUAUAAUAACAUCCUCUAAGAGCACCUGAGAUACUGAACAGACAAAACACUUCACAACUGCUAAACAUUUAGUCCAUUAUGAUACAUCAUGAUCCAGUAGCCUCCCAUUAAUAAAAAUAAUUGAUACAUUCUUUAAUAUGGUCUCCUGCCAUCUGCUUAUUCCUGCUGCUAAGGCUUUGAUUUAUGGAAAGUGUUUUCAGAAUGUUGCGAAAUUGCUAGCAGGCAUGAUGAUAUCAGUUAAAUCACUAAGAAGCUCUACAAAAACCUUUUAAUGUACUAGAUGUUCCCCAGACAAUCUAGGAUAAACAGAAUAUUGUAUUUUAAGAUGUAAAACAUUUUUUUAAAGCUGAUAAUUAGGUAGCAUUUUGGCACUAAAAGAUAUUCUUUCUUAUUGAAUUGAGUAAGAAUUUGGGUUGCUUUUUGAAUUCCUAAUAUCAAAAGUGCUGCUUUCAUUACAGUAUCUUUGGUGCUUUCUGUGCAUGGCAUGAUGCAAAUACUGUUAAGUAGUAACAUAUACUUCAGCUACAGUUUUGUAAUAGCUCAUUUGUUUCUUGUAUAA